CACCUGCACGCAGCGCCUCUGCAAACGCAUCCGGAAAAGGUCCAGAUGAUGGCUUCAGAUCGGAUCGGCGGGACGGCCCUGGAGAAAACUCUCGUAGCGUUUUUGGCCUCUUGUCGUUCUGGGGCUUUAAAUCCUUCCCGCCGCACCACGUUGGAGCUACGCUCUCAAUAACGCGGUGCGUCCUCUCUGCCUGAAUCCCCCGCUUCAACCGUCGGCCGUUUUUGCUUUCCAACGUCUCCGAGACUGAGAGGAGCGGGUUCCCUUUCUUCUUUAAUUUUUUUUUUUUUUUGGAAAACUCAAUCGCAAAACAUGGCUAUCCUUAAGGCCGUCGAGAAGCUGCUCGUCGGGCUCUUCGUCUUCACCUGGGACACCUCUCUCUUCUUCCUCAACCUUGUCCUUCCCAAGUACAAGCCUGACCUUGUCGUUCCCAAGGGUUGUCCUGGCCACCAGGGAAACUGGCCACCGUAUGUGCCGCCCAAGGAAGGGGACUCGCGGUCAGCGUGCCCGAUGUUGAACGCGAUGGCGAACCAUGGCAUAUUGCCCCACGACGGUAAGAACAUCACGUUCCGCGAGAUGAAGACCAAGAUCCGGCAGACGUUCAACUUCGCGCCGUCGUUCUGCUUCUUCGUGCCCAAGUUCUCGGCCGACUUCCUGCACAAGUCGUACUUCAAGGACUCGUUCGACCUGGCCGACCUUAGCCUGCACAACGACGAGGCCAUCGAGCACGACGCAAGCCUGACGAGGCAAGACACGGCGCUUCAGCCCGAUCAGGGUGCGCCGGACCUGAAGCUCGUCGAGGAGCUGCUGAAGGAGGCCACGGGAAAGUAUCCGGACGGCUCGCCGAGACUCACAAUCCCAGACCUGUCCCGGGCGCUGUCGAAGCGUCGAGUGGAAGCGCGGAGGACGAACAAGGACUACACGGAAAGCUUCUUCCACAACACGUUCGGGGCCGCAAACUCGAGCACCAUGUUGACCAUCUUCGGCGGCAACGUGCACGAUCUGACGGCCAUGCUCACCGAGGAGCGCUUCUCGGAGAACUGGCAGCCGAGGAUCCUGGAUCGGUUCGGCCUGACGAUGAUGAAGUUCAACUUCACGGUCAUCCCGGUCGAGAGGGGCGUCGACGUUAAGAAGUAUCAAAAGACUGACCUGUGAUGCGACGUUGGCGGACGAUCGAGUCAAACUCUGUUCCUCUAUUCCCCUCCCCCAAUGAGAAAAACGAUGACAAAGAGCGUGAAGGCCCCGUCGAGCUUGAUACAUGGCCGAGCUAUAUAAGUAGCAGCUUUAUUCAGCUUGUACAUCUCUCCACGCUUUUCGCCCGUCUUUUCGAGGCUCCAGAUGUGCCUGCGCCGCGGCGGUGACGAAAGCGAACUCGAUCUCCACGUUUCUGGACACCUUGUCGUUUAGUCUUAAUUAGUUUACCCAAACCUCCAGCCGCUAUGGCGAUGCGCCUUUUUUUAUUUAUUUAUUUAUUUUUAUUUACUUCAGCCUUCUUACGGAAACGAUGUUGCACUGGUCACUCUGCACCCAAGCCUUUUACACACUGAGACCUCUUGAAUCACGCCCCUGAGUAUGUCCAGCCUAGCACCUUGCUUCCAUCGGGGUUUGACGAGAGCAAAGUGGUUAGAGGGAAAAUUUUACAUGACUUGAC
Messenger RNA from Verruconis gallopava, 1648 nucleotides. RefSeq lists its product as uncharacterized. The transcript is spliced from 2 exons. Gene Ontology annotation, molecular function: peroxidase activity. Lineage: Eukaryota; Fungi; Ascomycota; Dothideomycetes; Venturiales; Sympoventuriaceae. The record is from RefSeq and is a predicted model, not a curated record. The coding region runs from base 310 to 1152 and encodes 280 amino acids.